AUGCAUUUCAUUGAACCCCAGCAAGCAAAAGCAAUAGACUAUACUAACUUGUAUAAUAUGGAAUCAUAUCAGAAAAUUGCAAUUUUGAUGCUGCUGUUGUGUGUAGCCAUGAUUAGUAACAUUCUCGAGGUAUCAAAUGCACAAACCAUAUGCAACAUGUCCGGGGAGGGUCUGAUGGCAUGCAGGCCAGCGGCUUCACCCCCAACCCCACCACCUCCCUCGGCUGCCUGUUGUUCUGCGCUCUCGCAAGCAGACUUGCGCUGCCUUUGCUCCUACAAGAACUCCAAACUCUUGCCCUCACUGGGAAUCGACCCGAAUCUUGCCAUGCAGUUGCCGGCGAAGUGCAAACUUCCUCAUCCGGCAAAAUGCUAG
Molecule: messenger RNA, 372 nt
Organism: Fraxinus pennsylvanica
Lineage: Eukaryota; Viridiplantae; Streptophyta; Magnoliopsida; Lamiales; Oleaceae
Source: the annotation of a GenBank genome assembly